Tripterygium wilfordii is the source of this 698-nucleotide messenger RNA. RefSeq names its product RING-H2 finger protein ATL78-like. The transcript has a single exon. Gene Ontology annotation, molecular function: transferase activity. The coding region runs from base 57 to 596 and encodes 179 amino acids. NCBI's taxonomy places the organism in Eukaryota, Viridiplantae, Streptophyta, Magnoliopsida, Celastrales, Celastraceae. Gene Ontology annotation, biological process: protein ubiquitination. The record is from RefSeq and is a predicted model, not a curated record.
AAUAGGUACUACCACCAUUUGGACUUUGGAGUUUCAAAAAACUUUAUACACAAAAUAUGCCAAGUCAACAACAAUUUCUUGGUGAAAUUCACUCAAGAAAAUUGCUACUUCACACCCCUAUUCCUUCCCAAGCACCAUCUCUUUCACCCUCCGCGGCCACCGCGGCAGUCGGAAAUACCUUGGACGCCAAUGCCCUAAUGGUCUUAUCAGUUCUCGUAUGUGCCCUAAUUGGCUCUCUAGCCAUAUAUUACAUGAUAAGAUUUGUGUUAGGAUUUUUUACACAUUUUUUAAGCGGCAACUCCUCAGCUGAUCAGCUGCCCAGCACAGGCAUCGAGCAAAAGGCAUUGGAAACAUUUCCAAUAGUGAAGUACAAUGCAGAAGAAGCAGGUUUGGACAGUGAGUGUGUGAUAUGCUUGUCGGAGUUCGGAUCGGGUGAGUGGGUUCGGAUCUUGCCCAAAUGCAACCAUGGGUUUCAUGUCAAGUGUAUUGAUAAGUGGCUCAAGUCCCAUUCUUCAUGCCCUACUUGUAGGCAGUGUCUCAUCAAGACAUGCCAAAAGAUUGUUGAUUGUAGCCAGAGCACUAACUCCUCAAAUUAAGUGUGGUGAUCACUUAGAUUAGAUAUUAAGGCUAAAGCAAUAUCUUUAACGACUUGUACCGGAGGGGGUCUGCGAAUUUAUCAAAUUAUCCACAAACAUAUA